AUGACGGGCGGGCAAUACGAUAUCAUCGGUCCCGACCCCAGAGGCACUGGCACGACAUUGCCCGUGGAUUGCUACAACAACGAAAUGGAACGGAUGGUCGCGACGUUGCGGACACCAACGAGGACCAACUCAUCCGAUGUAGCGUUGGGUGCUGUUUGGUCUUACACCAAGCAAUACGCAGAGCGCUGCUUCCAAAACGAGGCAGUGAAUGGGUCAUUGAUGAGCACGGCGUUCGUUGCCAGAGACUUCAUGAAGGUUGUCGAUGCUCUGACUUUGGAAGGCGAGGAUGGUCUUCUCCGGUAUUGGGGCAUAUCUUAUGGCACGUAUCUUGGCCAAGUAAUAGCUGCCAUGUUCCCAGACAGGGUCGAGCGAAUGAUGCUUGAUGGUGUUCUUAACCCGCUCGAGUAUCAGCAAGGAUGGGAGACUGGUCCAGCUAGGUCCGCGCCAGUUGCCUUGGGACAGUUUACCAAACAGUGCAUCGACGCUGGACCCUCAUGCGCCCUCUUUCGCCCAAACCUCUCCUCUUCCGCGCUGUACGAACAAAUCCAAAGCCUCGCCGAAACAGCCAAGCGCGAGCCAAUCGUUAUGGGCCCAAACGUCACAACCGGUGUCGUCACCUACGAGAAGAUCGCCGAGGCUAGUGACACGGCUCUGCGCAUGGGUCUUGCAUCCGGGUCUUAUUUGGCAGGCUAUCUCAACAGCAUCAUGAUCCGCAAUACUCCAGAAUAUAACCACACCCAGUAUCUAGUCGAUCGCUCCUUCAUCGUCCAAGAUGCAGCGAUCAAUGCAGACAACACGCAGCUCAUCCGUUGCUCCGACGCCAUGUUCCGCACCGACGAGCUGACCGACAUCAAGGAACGCGUCCAGCACAUAACGGAGUUGGGUGAUUGGAACAGCGAUUACAUCAUCGGCUCGUAUAUCUUGUGCUCUCUUUGGAAGGUCCAGGCAAAAGAACGGUACGAGGGUGACUUCAAGGCGAAGACGAAGAGCCCUGUGUUGCUCAUCGGUUCGCCAUAUGACGUCCGCACUCCGAUUUCGGGGGCUUAUGCGGCGAACAAGACGCUCGAAGGAAGUGUUGUGCUUCAGCACGAUGGUCUCGGGCACACGGUUAUGUACAGCCCCGGGACCUGUGCCAUUACCGCAACGGCUGCGUAUUUCGUGCAUGGGACUAUGCCGGAACAAGGGACGGUGUGCGAGCAAGACUUUGGUAUCUUCUCUGGCAAAAGUCUGAACGAUACUCUCAAUCUUAUUGGCGAGCCUUAG
Alternaria ventricosa is the source of this 1263-nucleotide messenger RNA. RefSeq lists its product as uncharacterized. The coding region runs from base 1 to 1263 and encodes 420 amino acids. The record is from RefSeq and is a predicted model, not a curated record. The transcript is spliced from 4 exons. Lineage: Eukaryota; Fungi; Ascomycota; Dothideomycetes; Pleosporales; Pleosporaceae.